UCAAAUUUCAUUUUGUUUUUGUAAGUAAUUAAAAAUUGGUCCUGAAUUCUUUCUAGAAUUAAAACCAAGCCUUUGUGUAUCUUCUUUCAAAAUAGAUUGCUGCUGGAUCUCCACUUUUUGUUCCUCUUCCCUCCCAGUUAAUUAUCUUAAAUUGAUGCUUUCUUUUAGAUAUUUAAUUCCACCCAAACAUUUCUGCCACCCCUAACACCUUUUCUAAGUCAUUAUUAAGUAAGACAUCAUUUAGCAUCUAUAACUUACUCUCUUUCCUUUAAAAAAAUCACUACUCUUUUAAAGUGUGUGUGUGUGUGUGUGUGUGUGUGUGUGUGUGUGUGUGUGUGUGUGUGUGUGUAGAGGCAUGUGUAUGCAAGUGGAGAUCAGAGGACCAUUUGUGGGUGUGGUUUCUCCCUCCCACCAUGGGUAUGCAGAGUCAAACUUAGGUCAGCAAGCUUGGCGGUUGCUCUUGUAGGCCCUUUCAUUUUACUCAUCUUGUCUGGCUUAAAAUGACUUUUCAGUUCAUAUCUCCUUUCCCUUCCUUCCUGUGUUAAAACUGGAAUUGGUCCUUUGGGUGCUGGAGAGAUGGCUCAGCAGUUGAGCGCACUGGCUGUCCUUCCAAAGGGCCUGGAGGCUCAGUGUUUGUAACUGCAGUUCCAGGGGAUCCAGACAUAAUGUAGGCAAAAUAACAAUGGGCAUAAAAAUAAUCUAUCUCUCCCCCCCCCCCCCGUGUGUGUGUGCGUGUGUGUGUGUGUGGGUGUGUGUGUGCAUGCUUGUGUCUAGCAUGGUUUGGGCCAUACCCACUGCACCUUUGCCCUUGGCCUUUGAAGUCCCUUUGAAAGCACUGGAUAAGAAAGCGCUGUAGGCUUUCCUGUGCAGUCGGCCGGGGACCUGCCGCUGUGCUUAGGCAGAGGAAGUAAGCCUAGGAGACUGCAUAUGCCCACGCCCUCCUCUCCAUGUCAGAGGAGAGGACCGGGUGCUGAAGAGCUAGACGACGGGGAAGGUUACGUUCCUCCUGUGCGCCAUUGCCGCUCUAGAACUGUUUCUAGUCUCAUCUUGCCUUCCUGAAUUCAUCUGUGGGAAAAUCUCUGAACACUCUCGGAAAAGAUGCAGGAACUAGAUAAGUUGCGGAGUGAGUGGGCCUCGCACACAGCAGCGCUGACCAAUAAGCACUCCCAGGAGUUAACAAACGAGAAGGAGAAAGCCUUGCAGACACAAGUUCAGUACCAACAGCAGCAUGAACAACAGAAAAAGGAUCUGGAAGCCCUCCAUCAACGAAAUAUCCACCAGCUACAAAACAGAUUGUCUGAGUUAGAGGCAGCUAAUAAAGAGCUCACCGAGAGGAAGUAUAAAGGAGACUCCACUGUCAGAGAACUAAAAGCGAAGCUUGCUGGUGUGGAAGAGGAGCUGCAGCGGACCAAGCAAGAGGUCCUUUCUCUGAGAAGAGAGAAUUGUACUCUGGAUACUGAAUGCCACGAGAAAGAAAAGCAUAUUAACCAGCUACAAACAAAAGUGGCCGUUUUAGAACAGGAGAUCAAGGAUAAAGACCAGCUUGUUCUGAGAACAAAAGAAGCAUUCGAUACAAUCCAAGAGCAAAAGCAGGUGGCUUUAGAAGAAAAUGGUGAGAAAAAUCAGAUACAAUUGGGAAAACUUGAAGCUACAAUAAAAUCAUUAUCAGCAGAACUUCUAAAGGCGAAUGAGAUUAUCAAGAAGUUACAAGGAGAUCUUAAAACUCUGAUGGGUAAAUUGAAACUGAAGAAUACAGUUACUAUUCAGCAAGAAAAGCUAUUGGCUGAGAAAGAAGAAAUGCUACAAAAGGAGCGAAAGGAAUCACAGGAUGCUGGGCAGUCUCUUCGGGCCAAAGAGCAAGAGGUAUGCAGAUUACAAGAACAAUUAGAAACUACAGUUCAGAAACUUGAAGAAAGUAAACAACUUUUGAAAAAUAAUGAAAAAUUAAUCACAUGGCUAAACAAAGAACUAAAUGAAAACCAGCUGGGAAGAAAGCAAGACACACUGGGGGCCUCUGCCACCCCACCCACACAUUCUGCUAGCAACACCGUCAGAAGUGGGCUUUCUCCCAGCCUGAAUGUGGUUGAUAGUAGACUAAAUUACCCAAGCUGUGGAAUUGGCUAUCCUGUCUCGUCUGCGUUCACAUUCCAGAAUGCUUUUCCUCAUGCAGUAGUUGCCAAAAACACCAGCCAUCCAGUCUCUGGACCAAAGGUGCAGUUCAGCUUGCAGCUGACAAAGCAAAGCACGUCGUCGGGAGAUGGGCAGCCGGGAGCGGCUGUUAACAGGUCUGCUUCAGCUGACAAGGAGAAUGGUGAAAAUUUAGGAUUGGAAUCCAAAUACUUGAAGAAAAGAGAAGAUAGCAUUCCUUUACGUGGACUCAGCCAGAAUCUGUUUAGUAAUUCAGACCAUCAGAAAGAUGGCAUGCUGGGAGCGCUGCAGACAUCUUCCAAACCCACAGUCCUGCCCCCAUCUUCAUCGUAUUUUCCUGGGCCAUUACCAAGUAGUUAAUCCGACACCUUUCACUGCUUACUGACAGUUUAGAAACUCAAGUGACUUAACAGACCAUUAAUAACACCAGUCUUUUCUUGUUCCUGUUAGGUCAUUUGUAUCCUUUAUAAUAGUGCUGCCAUUGACAAACUUAGGACAUUGAUAAGGACUCUGAGUAAAUGGUAUUUUUUUCUGUGAGCACAACAGAAUAUUUAAAAAAAAAAAAAGUCACUGAAUUGUAUCGGAUUUUUACCAGUUGGUCUGAAUAGGGACACUAAAUCAAAGAUAAGCCUGCAGAGAAUAGUAGUAACAAGCUGAAGAAGACUUGUGAUUCAUACUAUCAUUUCUGUUAUUAAAAAAUUAUUAAUUUGCCACCUGAGAGUUGGGAGGGCUUCCACCUGUGAUCAUUGGUCUUUACACUGAGUUAGUAUACUACUUUCAAAGGGUUUUUUUGUUUGUUUUUCUUUGAGAUAGGGUCUAUUAUGUAGUUCAGGCUGCAGAACAUGCCAUGUAUGUAGACUAGGCUGGUCUGAAAUCCAGAUCCGCCUGCCUCUGUCUCCCAACACCUGGUAUGUACUACUGAGCCUGAUUUACACAAUGUAUUUUGGUUUAUUCUUUCUCCUCUCAGGUGCUCUCCAAUUUCCUACCCACCCAAUUCCAUAUUUUCUCCCUUAAAAAGAAAAUUAAAAUAACCAACCAGUAAGAUAAAAAUAUCAAACCAAAACCAAUGGAUUUGACCUUGUGUUAGUCAACAACUCCUGGGUGUGGGUGUUUGGAAUUUGGCUGAUAUACUCGAUAGUCUUAAGCACUUUGAGUGAAAGUUAAGUAUUCGUAGUGAGCGGAUUAUUUUCUCUGACAUGUUUGAUCUAUGAAAUGAUUUUAUAUAAAAAUUGGGCAGUAUAUUUACAUGACUGAAAUGCUUUAGUCGUCUGGGCUGAGCAUAGUUGAUUUUGACACUUCCAUACAAGAUCAUCAGUGGAAUAGCACCAUAAAAGUUUUUAUAAUAUACUUUUACAAUAUUUGUGCUCAGUGUUAAUAAAGCAGGCAAGUUAACUAUUGGAAGUUACAACUUUCUCAUUAUUAAAAACUUCCAAGAAUUAUUCCUUGGAAAUUAAGUAGUUUCAAAAAACAAAACAAAACCAAAACUAACACUCAGUAAUCUUAGAGGUCUAGUUUUGUUUUCUUGUUGAUAACACCCCAAAUCUUAUCUGUAAAAUGUAACAAUCAUGUGAUAUUUUCAAAGUUUCAAGAGGCUGGCGAGAUGGCUCGGUUGUUGAUUAGCACUAAAUAUCUUUCAGAGGACAUGGGGGUUCUAGUCCCAGAACCCACAUGGCAGCUCAUGAUUGUAUGUCACCCACAGUGCAUCAGGCAUGUGGUUUCUAAAUAUACACUGUUGAAGACAUUUUGAGACUGAGACAUAUUAACUAUGAGGGCUACAGGAGAACAGGGAUCUUUAGUCUCACUUUCAGGAUGAUAGCAUCUGCCAUCUAUCUUCAACAAGGAAGGGCUGAAGUAGAAGUUCAGUGAUGUAAGGCUAUUGGUACAACUACUUGAGAGCACUUAUUCUGGAAAGAAGCCUCUUGCCAGCACAGGACUGUUGUAAAUACUGUAAAGUAAGCGUCAGUGCUUGCGGCCGGCUUUGGGAAGGGAUUAAGACGUAUCUAUUAGCUUUGUGAAGAGAUACCCUCCCCUUACUAUUUAUAAACAUUUCCAAGAUAGGCUGUUGGUGAGCUGUCUGUGCUAAGUGUCCACCACACGGAUAGUGCUAACUCUCUGCUCUACCUCUCAGCUUUUGUUUGAAAUUGUUUUGUAUAACUGUACAUGUGUUAAUAAUCAAAAUGUUGUUCUUUGCUAUUUCUGAAAACUGUGACCUUUGUUAAUAAAGCACUGAAACCUCAGAA
Messenger RNA from Rattus norvegicus (Norway rat), 4388 nucleotides. RefSeq names its product SAS-6 centriolar assembly protein (gene Sass6). Lineage: Eukaryota; Metazoa; Chordata; Mammalia; Rodentia; Muridae. The record is from RefSeq and is a predicted model, not a curated record. Gene Ontology annotation, cellular component: centrosome; centriole.